CUUCCGGAAACCCACCCUCACGACUUGCCGUCUACAGAAACACGAGACAACCGACUCUUCACCUCCCCCCUCCCUCCUCCUAUUUGCUGUCUAUAAAAAAUGUUGAUGCGGCAUUGGCGAUGACAUUGCGAUCCCAAAGAUGGGAGGAUUCGACCCUCAAAAACCAAAAGCUGGAGGUGUCAGCUCGGGGGGCGCAACAAGCUGGGACUCGUACGCUGAGACGGGCCCGUUUGUCCUGCGCACGCUGCUUGACGAUGUGCCCCUGUCUGAGGAUGGCGAUAAUGACGAUGUAAAGAUCAAUUGCGUUGACUAUCUCGGCGGCAACCUCUACAUCGGCACUUCUGCCUCGGAACUUCUCCAUUUCGUCCAGAUCCCUCCCGACCCAGCCGAUAAGAACAGCCAGCCUGUCUUCAUCCUCGCCUCGAGGCUGCGGCCGACAUACACCGAGACUUCUGUCGCUGGGGCCGUGAAGCCUGGGGUCCAGCAGAUCCUCCUGCUGAACAAGGUGCAGAAGGCUUGUAUCCUGUGCAACAAUACCGUCACAUUCUACUCUCUUCCAGAGCUGAGCCCUGUGUUCGGCACGGUCCGGGUUAAGAACUGCUACUGGAUAGGAGGUCUGGACUUGAACCUGCUCGAGGAGGAUGCAGGGGAGGCCCACGAUGACCACCAGCGCCCCAGUGGAGAGACCAUUAUGCUGUCUCUGGCCAGAAAGAUCCAGGUUGUCCGCGUGGGAGAUGAUGCCAGGGUUUUCAAGCAGAUCGACUUCUCUGGGAGCACCAUAUCGGUCCGGCGCGACUCGAUCGCCUGUGUGGCUGACUCCAGGAACUAUGCGCUGCUGGAUGUCGACCGGCAGCUAAAGAUUCCACUCAUGGCCAUCUCCUCUCUCGACGACUCGCAGCCAAACAUCGGCCAGGCCCAGAAUAUCGCUGGCAACUCUGACGUUGGGAUUCUGCGAAGCUCUUCCUCGGCGCAGCCUCGGCCUUUGAGCUCUGCGCAGGGUGAGGCCCAGGGCCACAGUCGCAGCACGAGCCUUGGCGGCUUCAUGUCACAUGCCAUCAGGAGACAAGGCGGCAACAAUUCUGGAGACGGUGGCCAGCACGAGUCGGAUGCUCAGGGCUCUGAUUCGCCACGUCGCGCAGCAAGUCCAGACAAACAGCAGGGCAGCAGAAGCAGCAGCACCCAGGGGCUCGCCGGCUCCAUGGACAAGGCUCUGCCCAACCCUCCCGACGCGGAUACUUUACAGGUUUCCAGACCGCCACAUGUCGGCCCCCCAAAGGCAGCUGCUGCCCCAGUGAUAUUGAAACCACAUAUUGUGUCCCCAACGCCUGAUGAGUUCCUACUUGUGACUGGCACUGGACCUCAGGACCCCGGCAUCGGCAUAUUUGUGAAUCUUGAUGGCGAUCCUACAAGACCGACUCUUGAAUUUGACAAAUAUCCCAAGGAGAUCGUCGUUGAUGGAGGGGGCGCUGACAUGUCCUCAUCAAGGCCCUCUCUAGGAGAAGAAGAAGAGGGAUACGUUCUCGCAUCACUGACAAGACAGUUCGAAGACGGGCUCCAUGCCGGUCUCGAAGUGCAGCGAUGGGACCUCAACGUGGGCGAAGGAGAGCCUCAGAAAUUCUGGCUCGAGCCUCCGACAUCGACGACGAGAAGCGCAGAAGGCACCGAUAACAAUCCUCCCACACUGGGCAUCCGAUUACUCAGGAGCAGCGAGGAGUCAAAUCUCCAGGGAGUGGUGGACAGACUCUGCCAAAAGAAGUUCUCUCCAUUUUCCAUAGGGCAACAGCAGCUUGAGUCCUCGGCCAUGUCGCUGAGGAGUGUCGACUCUCGGACCGCUCUCUCCCUCGAGAGGCUGAACAAGGAAAGAGAGCUUUUUGAGAGAGACGAUGACGAAUCAUCACCGUUACCAGAGGGCUGGGAGGCGAUGCGAAACGAGGAGGAGGAAGCCUUUGCAAGGAGAUUUGCAAAGACCACCUCCCGGCUGGCGGUCUGGUCUGGCAACCGCCUGUGGUGGGCAGUGCGGAACCCGCUGCUCUUGCAGCUGGACGCAGGCAUCGCAUCCACCGCCAUGGAACAGCACGCACCGCCUCACACAGCCGAAGAGCGCCGCCAGCUCUUCUCUAUCCUGGCGACCAUACGUGGACGCGACCCAACAACCGAGCUGGAGUUCAUGACGUUCAACUACAUCAAACAAAGAGCAAGUGUGCUCCUCUUCACGAGCUUUCUUCACUCGCAAGACACGGCAUAUCCACCUGAACUCAAAGCCAUGGAAGAGGUUCUACUGGACUCGAAUCUCGAUCCUAGAGUCAUCCUUGGUCUCAUUCCUGGCCUGCGGAACGAGAUCCUCGAGCCUAAAAAGGGUAUAUGGGUAUCGGGAGGCGUCAAGGGAACUGUGGAGAGGUAUAUGGCAUCAGAAAAGUCUGGCCAGAUUGGCCGCAGCGUUAGUGACCUGGCGGAGUCGACCUUGCUCUUUGUCAAGUCGUAUCUCUGGUCAACCAGGAGGAAGAAAGGUCUCGCCAGCACCGGCAACGAGGGCGAGGUAUUUAGGACCGUCGAUGCUGCACUGCUGGUAGUCCUCCUCGAGCUCGAUAAGGACUCGGCGCCCGGCCUGGGCAAGAGCGGCAGCAUUCGCUCCGAGCUGUAUGAGCUUGUCGAUAAGGGUGUCGACUGCUUUGACCGGGCCGUGGACCUGCUCGAGUCCUAUCACCGGCUCUUUGUACUGAGCCGUCUCUACCAGAGCCGUAAGAUGGCGUCUGACGUCCUAUACACGUGGAGGCGGAUCAUCCAGGGAGAGCAGGACAAGGGUGGCGAGCUCAGGGACGGGGAGCUGCGGGUCCGCGAGUACCUGUCCAAAAUCAGCAGCCAGCCCAUCGUCCAGGAGUAUGGCCUCUGGCUGGCGAACCGCAACCCAAAGCUUGGUGUGCAGGUCUUUGCAGACGACAGGGGCCGCGCCCCCCAAUUCGAGCCCGCCCAGGUGGUCGCCCUCCUCCGCGACGAGGCGCCCGAUGCCGUGAAAUACUACCUCGAGCAUCUUGUCUUUGGCAAGGGACACACAGCCUACGUCAACGAGCUCAUCACAUACUAUCUCGACAUCGUCAUCAACCAGCUCAGGUCAUCUGCCCCGGCAAGGGAGGCCAUGGCGAGCACAUAUCUGGCGUACAGAGCACUGCGGCCGCCCAAACCAACCUACAGACAGUUUCUCCAGGAGAACGCGCCACCCGAGGAUGAAGCCUGGCAGGGCCGACUGCGGCUCCUCCAGCUCCUCGGCGAGACGCACGAGUACGACUUCAAGGCCAUCCGGGCGCGCAUCUCCGACGCCCUGCCCGCCGCCCGAGCAGAGGAACAACUCCUCGUCCCCGAGACCAUCAUCCUCGACGGACGCGAACGCCGACACGAGUCCGCCCUGCGCCUCCUCGUCCACCGCCUGGGCGACUACGACACGGCCGUGUCGUACUGCCUCCGCGGCGGCGCGAGCAUCUACACGCCGCACCCAGGCCGACGAGCCUCCAUGCCCACCGAGGACACACAGGCAGGCCUCUUCCGUGUCCUGCUCCGCGAGUUCCUCGCCAUCGAGGAUGUCAGCGACCGCGUGGAACAGACGGGCGCCCUGCUGGAGCGGUUCGGCGGCUGGUUCGACGUCAUGGAGGUGCUGGAGCAGAUCCCCGAGGGCUGGUCCGUAGAGGUCGUCGCCGGGUUCCUGGUCACUGCGCUCCGGCGGAUGGUGUCUGAGCGGCACGAGGUGGACAUUGCCAGCCGCCUGAGCUCGGCGGAGAACCUGCGGGUGAACUGGGACCUGCUGAUGAAGAUUGACGAGAAAGGCCCGACGGUCGAGACGGGAAGUUGA
This is a messenger RNA of Cryphonectria parasitica EP155, 3841 nucleotides long. RefSeq lists its product as uncharacterized. Gene Ontology annotation, cellular component: fungal-type vacuole membrane; cytoplasm. The coding region runs from base 140 to 3841 and encodes 1233 amino acids. The record is from RefSeq and is a predicted model, not a curated record. The transcript has 2 exons. Gene Ontology annotation, biological process: vesicle-mediated transport; autophagy; endosomal vesicle fusion. Lineage: Eukaryota; Fungi; Ascomycota; Sordariomycetes; Diaporthales; Cryphonectriaceae.